Molecule: messenger RNA, 885 nt
Organism: Leptosia nina
Lineage: Eukaryota; Metazoa; Arthropoda; Insecta; Lepidoptera; Pieridae
Source: the annotation of a GenBank genome assembly
AUGGAUAUGACGAAAACUUUAAAACUACAAAAUUGUCGUCUCCGUAAAAUGAACAAUGAAUUGAUUAAAAAAGUUCAGCACUGGAAAAUGGUUGCCGCUGAUAAGGAUAAAGAGAAAUUUGGCCUUAUGCAAGAAAUCAAUCGGCUAAUGCUACAACUCAACAUGUUAAGAAAAAGAGGUGAUAGUUGUGCUCAACAACUUGAAUCAGCUAUAAUGUUGUCAGGUCAGUCUGUACUGUCUCAUUUAGUAGAGAGUUCCACUGCAGUAGUCAACAUUAUAGAAGUAAUGAAAGGCUAUAUGGAAGAUCGACGGAAAAUUGACAGUUCCCAGCUUCAAUGGACUAACGAUAGUAGAAGUUCUGAUGAAGUUCACCAGGCGUUGCCGACAUCAAUGGAUGAAAGGUCUAUACAGCCAGUUGUGUCUUUACCAUACUGGGGAUUGUCAGAAGAUUCAGGCGGUCAGAAAACUCAGCCUCUUCAAAAUUCAGAACUAUUCAACCCAUUACCAAAUAAUAGUUACAAUUUAGAUGACAGCCACAGCACAGACGAUUUGGACUUAAGUGAUGAAUCUAAGUCGUAUGAAAAAGAAAAUAACAGCACCGUAUCAGAAAAUCAGGAGACAUAUUUAAGUGUUGUUGAAGAGGAAGACGAAGAGACACAAUGUUCAUCACGAAGAGGUCGAGACGAGAACCCGUCGGAGGGGUUGCUUGAUGCGUCUCCUUCUAGAAGUAAUGUAAAUUACCUGGGCGUCACGCUCGACCGCCGGCUUUCGCUGAAGCAUCACGCGAUCGGCGCCGCAGGACGCUCCUCAGCCGCCGCCACUAAGCUGCGGCCCAUCCUCAAGUCCCGCCUGCCGACGCGUGCCAAGCUCGCGCUGUACCGGUAA